GGGUCUGCAUCAGCUUGCUAAGGAUAAAGCGGGUCGAGAUAAAGUUCCCGACCCAUAUUUGACAAGUCUCGGGACCUACCAAUGCGCUGCAGUACAGAGAAGUUUCCCUCACCCUCUAGAUGUGAUUAUAUCCUCACCUAUGAAACGGACAAUUCAAACUGCCAUAUUAUGUUUCGGGCCGUCAAUUUGGAAUGGUACCCGUGUCAUCCUAAUGCCAGAAUUGCAUGAAGUAGGCACUAAGCCAUCUCACAUCGGCUCACCCCUUUCAGUAAUCAAGAAUGAGUUCGGAGAUAUUGUCGAUGCGACCGUUUAUGGCAUGACAGAAGACUGGUACGCUAGCCAGGAAGGCGACUCCGAGAAAACCCGCGACCUAGACUAUCGAGGAGUUAUAGCCCGAAGGAGAAUAUUUGAAUGGGUCAAAGGCGCCGUCACUCCAACAGCACAAAACCCAAACCCCAAUCCUAACCCUCAUAUUGCUAUCGUCACUCAUGGCCACAUUAUACGUUACUUACUGUCAGAUCCAGAGGCUCGCGGCUUCGGAAACGUUGAGUAUAGGUCGUACCAGUUCUCCAACAUAUCUGCAGAUCCACCGGAGCUGCUCGAGACUCAGGAAAGUCUUCAGCGACGUGGGGCGGCCAAGCAAUCAGACAGGACUGAAAGAAGAGAACCACCUGCACCACCACUCUUACCUCCCCCAGAGACACUCAUUAACCAAGGCAACCUUACGCCCGCCCAGAAAAAGUUCAAUGAGAAUUUGCUCAAUGAGUACUACAGCAGGGUCCAGAACAGUUACGAUAAUACCAACAUCAUACUCCAGGGGUACAUUCAACCGGACGUAACUAAAAAACCCUCGGAGUCCAAUCAUGUUGUAAUCCAAUGCUCCCCGAUUCCAUUCGCACCGCCUAAUUUCGUCUCACAUUAACUUGGUAUCUGAGUGACGAAUAUGAGAGAGCUUUUUGCUCGUCCCUGAUGCUACAGGUGGGUCGGUUUCUUUAUUGUGCUUAACUCGCGACCCCCUUUUGCUAGAGGAUUCCUGGCCCUUCGACACUAGACGG
This is a messenger RNA of Hypoxylon trugodes, 1055 nucleotides long. RefSeq lists its product as uncharacterized. The record is from RefSeq and is a predicted model, not a curated record. NCBI's taxonomy places the organism in Eukaryota, Fungi, Ascomycota, Sordariomycetes, Xylariales, Hypoxylaceae. The transcript has a single exon. The coding region runs from base 140 to 922 and encodes 260 amino acids.